Molecule: messenger RNA, 1131 nt
Organism: Cutaneotrichosporon cavernicola
Lineage: Eukaryota; Fungi; Basidiomycota; Tremellomycetes; Trichosporonales; Trichosporonaceae
Gene: HAP5
Exons: 7
Coding region: 1-1131 (376 amino acids)
Biological process (GO): DNA repair
Cellular component (GO): nucleus
Source: RefSeq, a predicted model, not a curated record
AUGCCUCCACGCCCCACCCAUCGCCGCGACGAUUCGGAAGACGAAGGGCCCCGCGGCAUGUCCGCCCAGGACCUGGCGAGCGCUGCAGCACACGUUGUUCGCCUGGCGCUGUUUCAUGAACACCGGCGGCAGCCUCUGCGUCGGGACAUGAUUUCCAAGCUGGUCCUGCCAAACGCCCAGCGCCAGUUCCAUGUGGUCUUUGAACGCGCACAGAGCCUACUCCGCUCUACGUUUGGGAUGGAGAUGCACGAGCUGCGCGCUAAGCAGCGCGGCGACGAAGCUCUAAUGCAGGAAACACAGGCCACACAAGCCCAGACUCAGCAGACGCAGCGGAAGAAGCGCCUACGCCCAGUGCAGGAGGAGGGGGACGAGGAGGAUGAUGAAGAGGAGGAGGCUGAGGGAAGUACGAGUACCCAACGGCAGAAAGAGAAGAAGGUCGCCGGCACGCGGUCGUACAUCCUCCGCUCCGUGCUUCCUGGCCCACUGAUCGCCGAGAUGAACCGCCCUGCACCAUUACCCUCCUUUGAGGGUGAUAGAGGCAACGCCAAUGCCGUGGCCGACAGCGAGAGUGACGCGGGCGCGCUGCUACGGUGGGAUAAGGCCGACCCGACUCCGGCUGGGCACAUAGCGCUACUGGGCAUCCGGACUGUAAUUCUCUGCCUUAUUCUUGCGCAGGGGCGCGUCAUUGAGGAGCGCGCGCUGUAUGCCUUCCUCCGUCGUCUCAACCUCGAGCGACACACCGUGUUGCCAUGGAAGAGUCCCAACUCGCACUCUGCCACAAUCACACUCGAGCAGUUCAUGGACGUGCUUGCAAAGCAGAAUUACCUCGAGAAGACAAAACACAAACACGCGGGUGGCGAUGGACCAGCCGAGGAGAUUGAGUGGCGGUGGGGCUCGCGCGAGGCCGAGUUCUCGGAGAAGGCAGCUGCCGCGUUCAUUGAGAAGCUCUUCCUCGGUGACAGCGACGACGAGUCCGACUCCGAGGAGGAAGAAGCGGGGCCAUCACGCCAACGCAACGGUGACCACCAGUCGCCCUCGGAACGGCGCGCAGCAAGACGUGCCGCGAAGCGCAAGCGUAUCCACAACGACCUCGAGCGUGCCGCCGGUGGACCCCUCACUGGUGAACUGUAA